Diceros bicornis minor is the source of this 2278-nucleotide messenger RNA. RefSeq names its product inositol monophosphatase 1 (gene IMPA1). The coding region runs from base 154 to 987 and encodes 277 amino acids. Gene Ontology annotation, biological process: phosphatidylinositol phosphate biosynthetic process; signal transduction; inositol metabolic process. The record is from RefSeq and is a predicted model, not a curated record. The transcript has 9 exons. Gene Ontology annotation, molecular function: inositol monophosphate 1-phosphatase activity. NCBI's taxonomy places the organism in Eukaryota, Metazoa, Chordata, Mammalia, Perissodactyla, Rhinocerotidae.
ACAGAGGAGGGUGGCACGGCCCCCACCGCAGGAAGGUCGUGACUACGACGGACACAGUUGGAAAUGUCCCAGGUGUUUGUGUUUUUGGGAAAGUGAAGACUUUCAGCGAUUUGUACCUGCUUUGUCCUGGUGUGUGUUAAGUCUGUUCAGAAGAUGGCUGACCCUUGGCAGGAGUGCAUGGACUGUGCGGUGACACUAGCAAGACAGGCUGGAGAGGUGGUUCGUGAUGCCCUGAAAAAUGAAAUGAAUGUUAUGAUUAAAAGUUCUCCAGCUGAUUUGGUAACUGCUACUGACCAAAAAAUUGAAAAAAUGCUUAUCUCUUCUAUAAAGGAGAAGUAUCCAUCUCACAGUUUCAUUGGUGAGGAAUCUGUGGCAGCUGGGGAAAAAAGUGUCUUAACCGACAACCCUACGUGGAUCAUUGACCCUAUUGAUGGAACAACUAACUUUGUACACAGAUUUCCUUUUGUAGCUGUUUCAAUUGGAUUUGUUGUAAAUAAAAAGAUGGAAUUUGGGGUUGUGUACAGCUGUGUGGAGGAUAAGAUGUACACCGGCCGGAAAGGGAAGGGGGCCUUCUGUAACGGUCAGCAGCUGCGGGUUUCACAGCAGGAAGAUAUUACCAAAUCACUCUUGGUGACAGAGUUGGGCUCUUCCAGAACACCAGAGACUGUAAGAAUUAUUCUGUCUAAUAUGGAAAAGCUUCUUUGCAUUCCCAUUCAUGGGAUUCGAGGUGUUGGGACAGCAGCUGUUAACAUGUGCCUCGUGGCGGCCGGCGUUGCGGAUGCGUACUACGAAAUGGGCAUUCACUGCUGGGACAUGGCGGGAGCUGGCAUUAUCGUUACUGAAGCUGGUGGAGUGCUCCUGGAUGUAACAGGUGGACCGUUUGAUUUGAUGUCACGAAGAAUAAUUGCUGCGAGUAGUAAAACAUUAGCAGAAAGGAUAGCCAAAGAAAUUCAGAUAUUACCUUUUCAAAGAGACGAUGAAGAUUAAUUACAGCAGACUCAUAUGUUCAAUGACAGUUGCAUCUCCCCAGGUUUUGCUGAUGCACUGAUGGGGUUACAAAAUUUAGGACACCUGUUUCAGAUGUAUAAUAUAAUUGGUUUAAAUUGUCAUUGAUGUCCAGAUUAAAAAAUUGCAACUUGUUUUAUAUUUUACUAAACUAGGUAUGAAAAAAUAGAUGAAAUGUUUGUUUUAUUGCUUUAAAAAAAUUUUGCACGGAAGAAUGUACUUUGGGAAAAAUACGCAGGCAGUUCAUGAGAUCGGUGUCAUCAACUGAGACAGUCAGUUAGCAACGUAGCAUUUCUAAGUAUAUAUGAGCCUCUGAAGUUUUGACUUACUAUUUAUACACAUAAGCAUUCUUAAUUAGAAAGUUAACUUUUUGGAAAAAAUUUUCUCUGUAGUGCCAAAAGCCAUAUUUGAUUAAAUUUGUAAGAAUAUAACGAAUAUUUCCUAGACCAAGGUUUCUUUGUUUGCAAAGAACCUGGUUGUGUUCAUCAGUGGACACAUAGCACUUAACACAGGACUUGUCCAACAUAGACAAUCCAAAAGUAAGCGUUGAAAGAAUGACUGUUUAGAGGGUAGCAGUUCCUAGUUAUAACAGACACAUAAAGUAAUGAGCUCACUGUCUGUAGUUUUACUUCAGGUUUUGAAAUAAAAAUUAUCUAGUCAUCCUUUUCAUCUUUCACAUUACCAUUCCUUCUAACAUUUCAUAUAACCUUACCAUUUCAAUUACCCUAGCGCCAGAUAUCAUUCCUAAUUGUGGGCAUUUCUGCAGUUGAUAUGGUUUUCAAAACACUGCGUUACAGUAUUUGUUUGGAUUCCUUUAAAGUCCCUAUGUAAAAGCAAAGAAACUGUUUCAAAAAAGCACCCUCAUCAGGUGUCUGAUAUAAUUAGAUACAGUAAAAUUUUUUUUUUAUUUUGAGGAAGAUUGGCCCUGAGCUAACAUCUGUUGCCAAUCUUCCUCCUUUUUUCCUUUUUUCUCCCCAAAGCUCCAGGAGAUAGUUGUAUGUCAUAGUUGUACAUCCUUUUCGUUGCUCUACGUGGGACGCGGCCUCAGCAGCAUGGGUUGAUGAGUGGUGCAUAGGUCCACGCCCAGGAUCCGAACCGGUGAACCCUGCGCCGCCAAAGCGGAGUGCGCAAACUUAACCGCUACAACACCAGGCCGGUCCCUCACUAAAACGUUUUACUAAAUUCAGGAUUUAUGUUUUAAAGGUGUUCAGACUGGUCCGGUUGUGCACAGGAAACCUAGAACCUGCAAAUAUACUGUACUGUUAAUAUUGAA